Messenger RNA from Quercus lobata, 786 nucleotides. RefSeq lists its product as uncharacterized. Lineage: Eukaryota; Viridiplantae; Streptophyta; Magnoliopsida; Fagales; Fagaceae. The record is from RefSeq and is a predicted model, not a curated record. Bases 1 to 786 code for a protein of 261 amino acids. The transcript has 3 exons.
AUGUUCUUUGCAACCACAUAUGCUCUUCCUAGUACAAAGUAUAUUGUGGUGUUCCGGCUUCACGUUUCAGCUUGUGACCACACCACCGCAGUGUCACUGCUGAGAGAGUUGCUGGAGUUGAUGAGUGAAGAAGUUGGAGGAGGGUUAAUGGGAAAUAAUAAAGGGGAGGUUAGUUUGAAAAUUGAGGAUCUUAUUCCUAAUGGGAAGGCUAAGAAGCCUUUGUGGUCACGUGGGGUGGACAUGCUUAGUUACUCUGUUAGUUCUCUAAGGCUCACAAAUCUGAAAUUUAAAGAUACAAGGUCACCUAGAUCGUCUCAAGUGGUGAGGCUACAAAUGAACCAAAAUGAGACUGAGAAAAUUCUUGCUGGAUGCAAAUCAAGAGGGAUCAAGCUAUGUGGGGCAUUGGUAGUUGCUGGAUUGAUUGCUGCAUAUAGCUCUAAACGUCGACUUGAUAAUCAACGAAAGAAGUAUGGGGUGGUGACUCUCACUGAUUGUCGUUCCAUUCUUGAUCCAGCUCUUUCCAAUCGCCGUUUUGUCUUUGAGGACCCUGUGAUUGAUCAAUCCAAUGACAUGCAACAUGAGGUUGGACUAGAGGACUACAUGGGGUGUGCCUCGGUUCAUGGUGUUGGCCCAUCCAUUGCCAUGUUUGACACAGUUAGGGAUGGAAAAUUGGAUUGUGUGUGCGUGUAUCCGGCACCAUUGCAUUCAAGAGAACAAAUGCAAGAGCUAAUUGAUAAUAUGAAGCCUGUUCUUGUGAAUGGUAUUGUAGCUAACCCUGUGGGGUGA